Molecule: messenger RNA, 1050 nt
Organism: Ostrinia furnacalis (Asian corn borer)
Lineage: Eukaryota; Metazoa; Arthropoda; Insecta; Lepidoptera; Crambidae
Exons: 4
Coding region: 138-1034 (298 amino acids)
Cellular component (GO): mitochondrion
Source: RefSeq, a predicted model, not a curated record
CACCACACACACACAUGCAAGCAAAUAUACAACAAAAGUUGUAGAACUUGUAUAGCAAACAGGAAAAUUACUAUGAGAAACAAAUACUAAACUGCGAUAACUUUAUACGUUCGACAGCAAUAAAAUAGUUCCUCAAAAUGUACAAAAUUUAUUCCAGAUCAAACAUUUAUCACCAUGGAAAAAAUUGCGUGUCGAACCAAGUAUUUGGUGGAGAAGCAAGAGUUAUCGAAAAGACUAUCCAUGUCUCAUUGCCUUACAAAUACCCUCAAACUGCGCUAAAGUUGCCGACUAAUGUUGUUGAUAUAAAUGCAUCUGAAAUGGGAAGGUUUUCUCCUCUUCGUACAAGAGACAUAUCUGGACCCGUUAUGAAUUCAUGCUAUAAAAGACAAAUUGAAGAUUUUUCAAAAAUUGAUAUCACAGCACAAGUUGAUCCUCAUGUAAACAAGUAUGAUUGUCGUGGGGCAGUGAGUCUCUCAGCGUCUAUGCAGAGUAACGUCCCAAGUCCAUUCAGUGGCAAUCACACUCAUUUAAAUAUGCCAGGCUCCCAGUGGGGACAAGGAUACAAAUAUCUUUCUGAUCACUUGCACAGCGCUCAUUAUUUGACCCUGAGGAAUGAAUACCGCAACAAAAAGCCCAAUUCCGCUGUUACAUUUGGAACAAGAAAUAUGAGUACAAAUACAAAUCCCCCGUUGACUUCUAAAGAAAAAUUGAAGAAGGCUGUGAAAGAUUAUGGUUCAACAGUGAUUAUAUUCCAUGUUGCCAUUUCAUUAAUGUCUUUGGGGGGGUGCUAUCUUCUUAUAUCUAGCGGCGUCGAUUUAGUGGAGAUAUUAAAACGAUUCAAUGUUGGUGAAGGCACAUUAUCUAAAUUAGCAACAUCAAAUGCUGGAACUUUUGUAAUAGCAUAUGCAGUGCACAAGUGUUUUGCUCCAAUAAGGAUGGCCAUAACAUUGACAGCAACGCCUUUUAUUGUACGUUAUUUGAGAAAUAUUGGAUUCAUAAAACGAGGCAUUAAUGCCAGUGGUGGUGGGAAAUAAAAUAUUUUAUCAGUAA